This is a messenger RNA of Acaulospora morrowiae, 250 nucleotides long. The record is from the annotation of a GenBank genome assembly. Lineage: Eukaryota; Fungi; Glomeromycota; Glomeromycetes; Diversisporales; Acaulosporaceae.
UUAUGGAAUUCUUUUGAUUGAAGUAGGAUGUUGGGAAGUUCUCGGCGAGAAGCAAUUUCCAAAUAUCGACUUGGAAGCUAUGCAGCAGGUGAAAGAAAGUCUUGCGAACAAAUGUGAUGGCAUAUCUGUGGCUGACUAUGGUGGAUUGGUAAGCAGUUGUAUUUUACGUGUCGCUGGCGACAGACCAGAUAUCACAUAUAUUAGGGAGCGGUUAGACGAGGAGUCUCAGUCCAAUAUGGAUCUUGAUUAG